Messenger RNA from Blepharisma stoltei, 1701 nucleotides. The record is from the annotation of a GenBank genome assembly. NCBI's taxonomy places the organism in Eukaryota, Ciliophora, Heterotrichea, Heterotrichida, Blepharismidae.
AUGGACAUUAAGCGGUGCUCUGAGCCAGACUGCGAGUUUGAGGCUGAGUAUGUGUGCAAAUACACUUCUCCUUGAACAUAUUCCUGCAAGCAGCAUACCGGAAAAUAUAUAGAGCUGCCUAAUAAAACUCUUGCACUUGAAUUCAUUUCUAUAGACCCUUACGAAGGAACAAAAGAAGCGAUUCUCGGAUUUCUUACAAAAGAAAAGCUAGAGAAUAAUAAGUUGAAGAGAAAUACCUUAGCAUCUUUCAGCCAGCAUCUACUGAAGUCAGAAAAUUAUAUAAAAGAGCUUAUAAAAAAUUUGAACUCUUCAUCAGAUUUAAUUACUAAUUACUGCUUAAAAAUUGAGGGAGCUAAAACGAUAUCUAUGCCUAUGCAAGACCCGAUUUUAGAAUUGUUGAGUUUGCAACCUAGCGAGGCUGUUGAAAAAGUAAAAAUGAUGAUCCCAGCCAACUCAGAUUGGUACGAAAGCGCAAAGUUGUUUUGCGGAUUCAGCGAAAAAAUGGGCAAUAUGAUUGAAAGCUUCAUUAAAGACAAGUUUGAAGUUCAUAUAGACAAAAGACCUUCGAAAAUUGAAUACAUGCAAGAAGAGCACAGUAAAGCUAUAACCCUAACAAAUAGUGAGUCAGAAAGCAUUUUAACUUCAUCAGAUACGUUAUUUUUAUUCCAUCGUAAAAACGUAAAAGAGCCAAUAAAACUAAAAACAGAAAACGAGGCAAGUUUGCUUAAUUCUCAAAUAAGCACUGUUUCUAAUGAUCUCAACAGUAAGCCCAAGGAAAUAGAAAGCGCUUUAAACGCUAUAGACACCUUAAGAAAUAAAACAGCUAAGAUUUUGAGUGAAUCAAACAAUCCAGAAUUAGAGAUAGAUUUCAGAGCAACUUCCUCAGCAAUUCGGACCAAUUCUAAUCUUUAUGAUCCACCACUAAAGCAAGCUUACCAAGACUAUCUUAAUGCUUAUCAACAAAAGACAUCUCUUUAUAAUAUUAUAAGAGAUAACAACAGAACUAAUUUGCAUAUUUAUAACACUGAAACUGAAGCAGAGGAAUUCAAAAUCUUGCAGACUCCAGAACCACUAGACGAGACAACUUGCAUAACUCAACUUCCAAAUGGCAAGCUAUUCUGUUUUGGUAAUUGUUGACUUUAUGGAAUUACAGUGCUGAUUGAUGUGAAUGGUGGAGUCGAAGUGCUGCCAUCUGGAACUUCAUGCAAAUUCUCAUCAUGUAUCUAUUUCAACAACAGUGUCUAUUGCUUUGGAGGAUACGAUGAAUAUUAUAAUGCUUUAACUCUAUCUAGCAGAUUCGAUUUCGAUCGAAAUCAAUGAAUUCAAUUAAUUCCAAUGCCACAAGCUGAUUUUGGAUGCAAUAGUAUAAUAUUUAAUGGAAAUAUUUUGAUUUCUGGAUAUGAAAACAGAAAUCUUUGGUUAUACUCAAUUGAUAUUGACUCUUUCUCGACAAUUCCUUAUGAGUUUGAAGAUUUUAAAAGAAAGGUCCUGAUAAACGCAGAGAGACUGUAUUUGAUUGAAUGCUAUGGAUCAAUCUACGAAAGCGAAAUUGGAAGCUACUCGAAUUGGAGACGAAUUAGAAAAUCAAAAAUUAAGUGCAAUCCUGAUCAAGUGUGUUGUUUAUAUAAUAAAGGAGGAAUAUGCAUUGGGACAGAUAUUGGCUACUUCAAGUUUGAUUUCAAAAAAAAGAAGAUUGACUAA